AUGGCAGGCCUUGCGCUUUUCCGGUCCACAGCAGAUACCCUGCGACGAGCGGCGCGAUCCACUGCCGACUCAGUGAACAACAUCCUGUUAGGAACAGAGGAAGAUGCGGUAGUGAACAGAGACCCCAUCAUGGAGGUUGUCGCGCAAAACCCUCAGGAAGCCAUUCGAUUCAUUAAACUGGUCAUGCUCUUCGGGGCGACAACGGGCGUCCUGGUUUCCGUCCCGUGCGUCGUUUACCUUAUUCUGUACUGGGAUGAGUGCAGAUGCAACAAGCCUCUACAGUGGUGGGUGCUCGUCUUCAGCGCCCUUCAAGUGUCUCAAGUCCCCGUCCGGUACCUUUUCUUUUUCCAUCUGCAUGCCACCCGAGAUAACCGUGCGUCCAUCAUCAACACUACACGAACGCUAACAGGCGGGCGAGGAUGGAAGUGUAGUAAAUUCGUGUCUAUUCUCAGCUACGGUUGGUUCAUUCUCGGCGUAGUUUGGGUCUUCAACGCCCAUGAGUGUUCCGAGGCGCCGGGUCUCUGGAAACUCACUGUCUCUGCCAUUGUGGUCUCCGUGCUUCGCCUCGUCACCACCUUCGUUUGCUUCUGGAUUUCGUUUCCGCCCAACGCGGGAGGCCUGCAAACUUCCGAUCGUUUCGUGGGCGCCGCGACACCGGAGCAAAUCGCAAAGCUGCCGCUCCUGAGUUACGCUCAAAAGAAGGCGCAGUUGUGUUCCCGGGUGGCCGACAAGGCAGUCGCCUCGAGUGUGAGAGAGGAGAGAGGCGAGAGCACGUGGGAAGAAGACUGUCGCAAAGACGCAGGGCAGACCGAGAAACUGGCGGGCUUCAUCGGAACGGAACAAGAAGCCGGACGUCGAGACGAACAACGGAGCGUCAGGCUCCGAGGAAGGCCCGCAGGCGCACCUGGAGUCGACGAAAAUCAGGCGUUCUCCUCCUCGAUUUCUUCCCUCCAUUCAAGUUCUCAGCACCGGCUCGCCGCUUCUUCACCGUCGCAGAAGCCCCGUCACCCCGAGUCUGUGCUCGACUCUUCUUUGGGCGAUUCGCGCUCACUGCCUCUCGCCUCGGCUGUCGACUCCCCUGGCGCAAGGGACGCGUCUUGCGUCCCCCCUUCUUCACCUCUCGAAGAGCGCGGCCGGGUCGGUGCUCAGCACAUGCCAGCAAACACGGAGGCCAUGGGGCAAAGCAAAAACGCGAUUCCACGAGGCGCCGCCCGUUUUCGCGGGCCUGCGGCGGACCACUCUUGUUCUUUGGAGACGCCCGAAGAGCUGGGAUCGGUGCAUGCGGCGGUCGGAGCAGCGCAUGCUUCCAGUUCAGAUGCGUCGACCCGCAAGGGGGCGCAUUUCUCCUCUGUGCAGGAGAACUGCUGCAUUUGCUUGGGUGAAUUUGCCGACGAAGAAGUCAUCCGGGAGCUCCGCUGCUCGCAUUUCUUCCAUCAGGGGUGCAUUGACAAAUGGCUGCUGAAAAACAAGCAAUGUCCUCUCUGCUUACGAAGUAUCGACGAGGCGUUUGAUCCCGGCACGGUGGCGACCGAAAACACGAGCACGUGA
Neospora caninum is the source of this 1548-nucleotide messenger RNA. RefSeq lists its product as hypothetical. The record is from RefSeq and is a predicted model, not a curated record. The coding region runs from base 1 to 1548 and encodes 515 amino acids. NCBI's taxonomy places the organism in Eukaryota, Apicomplexa, Conoidasida, Eucoccidiorida, Sarcocystidae. The transcript has 8 exons.